Molecule: messenger RNA, 969 nt
Organism: Rangifer tarandus platyrhynchus (Svalbard reindeer)
Lineage: Eukaryota; Metazoa; Chordata; Mammalia; Artiodactyla; Cervidae
Source: the annotation of a GenBank genome assembly
AUGGUGGCGUGUAAAUACAGUUCUGGUUCAGUUGCGACUAGAAUGGCAAGGAAAAUUACCAAGAUCAUGAUUCUGGAAGGAAGUGGUGUAAUGAAUCUCAACCCCAGCAACAAUCUUCUCCACCAGCAGCCGGCCUGGACAGACAGCUACCCCACAUGCAAUGUUUCCAGUGGGUUUUUUGGAGGCCAGUGGCAUGAAAUCCAUCCUCAGUACUGGACCAAGUACCAGGUGUGGGAGUGGCUCCAGCACCUCCUGGACACCAACCAGCUGGACGCCAGCUGCAUCCCCUUCCAGGAGUUUGACAUCAACGGCGAGCACCUCUGCAGCAUGAGCCUGCAGGAGUUCACCCGGGCAGCGGGGACGGCGGGGCAGCUUCUUUACAGCAACCUGCAGCAUCUCAAGUGGAACGGCCAAUGCAGCAGUGACCUGUUCCAGUCCACGCACAAUGUCAUUGUCAAAACCGAACAGACCGACCCUUCCAUCAUGAACACCUGGAAAGAAGAAAACUAUUUAUAUGACACCAACUAUGGUAGCACAGUAGAUUUGCUGGACAGCAAAACUUUCUGCCGGGCCCAGAUCUCCAUGACAACCACUGGUCACCUUCCCAUUGCAGAGUCACCUGAUAUGAAAAAGGAGCAAGACCACCCCACAAAGCCCCACACAAAAAAGCACAAUCCGCGAGGGACUCACUUAUGGGAAUUCAUCCGCGACAUCCUGCUGAACCCAGACAAGAAUCCAGGGUUAAUCAAGUGGGAAGACCGGUCUGAGGGCAUCUUCAGGUUCUUGAAAUCAGAGGCUGUGGCCCAGCUAUGGGGGAAAAAGAAAAACAACAGCAGCAUGACCUACGAAAAACUCAGCCGAGCCAUGAGAUAUUACUACAAAAGAGAAAUUCUGGAACGUGUGGAUGGCCGAAGACUGGUAUAUAAAUUUGGCAAGAAUGCACGUGGAUGGAGGGAAAAUGAAAACUGA